AAGCGGGAAAAUUGUACAACAACCCGGAUGUAAACAAUACAACAGUUUGAACGGGUGUGGACGCUGCGGUGGAUUUAACGCAAAUUGUAUCCAUUGUUCAUUUAAAUCAGCGACGACAAUAUCAGAUUAACGUGGGAAAGUGACACUAGUGUCGUCGCAAAAUGCAGGAGGAUGCAAGCCGCUCUGCCACCUACACGAUGCCCUGUGAGGACUACGUCCAUGUAGUGGAGUUCAGCCCCUAUGACUGUGGCUCCGCAGCUUCUCUUCUGGCUUAUGGGGGAAACCAGUACGUAGUGGUGGGCACUUGUCGUUUUAAGGAGGAAAAUACGGACAUAGAAGGGGUCGAAUUCAACACUCUACGUGUCUUUGUGCAUGGCGUUCGUGUUGAUGCUCUUGCAUGGAGUCCAGAGUCCAGACUGGACAAACUGCCCCAGAUUAUUAGGUUUUGCACUGCUGCAGCUGACAGAAAGCUAAAGCUGUUUACGUCAGAUCUUCAGAACCGACAUGAAGUUAAGGUGAUGGAAGGACACACCAGUUACAUCAAUCAUGUAGUGUUUGAGCCCACGGAAGGAAAGCAAAUAGCAUCGGUCAGUGAUGAUCACACUUGCAGGGUUUGGGACUUGGACGGCAAUGAAACCGUCUCGUUUCGACUGUGGUCUCCAGGGGUCAGUGUAUGCUGGCACCCAGAGGAGGUCUUUAAGCUUAUGGUGGCUGAGAAGAAAGGCACCAUCCGUUUCUAUGACCUGGUCUCCCAGCAGGCCAUUCUGUCCCUGGACAGUGGACAGAUGCCACUGAUGUCUGCGGAUUGGUGCCUCACCAACACCAUUAAGGUGGGCGCCGUUGUAGGCAGUGACUGGGUGAUCUGGGACAUCACUCGCUCUAGUUACCCUCAGGAGAAGAGGCCGGCUCACUUGGACAGGGCGCGACUCUUCAGGUGGUCGAGAGCAAAUGAAAAUCUUUUCUCCACUACUGGCUGUCCAGGAAAGGUCAACAGUCAGUUUCAGGUGCAUCACCUCGGUCACCCUCAGCCUGUGAUGAUUGGCUCGUCUUCCGUGGGGGCAGGUCUUAGCUGGCACAGGAACCUCCCUCUGUGUGCGAUUGGCGGAGACCGAAAAAUCUCCUUCUGGACGACGGAGAUGUGAGCUGGUAUCUCCUUCUGAGGAAUGUAUCUAUUUUUGUAGCUCUUUUUCUUUAAUAAAGUCUGCUUUUUUUCAUAUGC
Molecule: messenger RNA, 1219 nt
Organism: Pygocentrus nattereri (red-bellied piranha)
Lineage: Eukaryota; Metazoa; Chordata; Actinopteri; Characiformes; Serrasalmidae
Gene: nup37
Product: nucleoporin 37
Exons: 10
Coding region: 162-1142 (326 amino acids)
Cellular component (GO): nuclear pore outer ring
Molecular function (GO): protein binding
Source: RefSeq, a predicted model, not a curated record